Molecule: messenger RNA, 4239 nt
Organism: Camelus dromedarius (Arabian camel)
Lineage: Eukaryota; Metazoa; Chordata; Mammalia; Artiodactyla; Camelidae
Gene: TGM1
Product: transglutaminase 1
Exons: 16
Coding region: 1591-4077 (828 amino acids)
Biological process (GO): peptide cross-linking
Molecular function (GO): protein-glutamine gamma-glutamyltransferase activity
Source: RefSeq, a predicted model, not a curated record
UCAGUGUCUGGGGCAGAAUCUGGACAAGGACUGGAUUUGGGACUACCUUCUGGUUUGGGGCUGGCUGAGUCUAGGUUUCAGGCUGGAAUCAGGUUGGGUUCAGGUUCUGGUUGGAGCUGGGCUACAGAGCAGCUAUAAACGUGUCCAACUGGAAGGGCUCAUAAAGGUCUCUCCCGUGACCCCUACCCCUUCCAGAUGCCCUCUCUGCCCUGGCUCUCCUUCCCCACAGCUGAGAAGGCUGUUCCCAGGAGGAAUAGGCCAGGGCGCCCUGACUCUGCCCUCUUAUAACAACAUUAUUAGUCCCCCGUGAAUCACCUCCUCUGGUGAAAGAACCCUUGAAAAUACUUAAUCCCACUUGAUCCUCACAAGCUUUCCGGGCUGAGAUGACUAGAUCCAUUGUACUGAUGAGGAAAUGGCUGUGGAGACGCGCCCAAGGUUGCUGGACUGGCUGAUGGGCAGAGCUGGGACAACAGUGGGAUGGAGAGAAGAGUCACCAAGAACAGGGUCCCAGCCUUCCUGAAGAUGCCUGACCUCCUCUGCCUUGGGGUUCUCUUGAUGGCCUCCCCAGUGUUUCUCCCAGUGUCAGGGUGGAGUCGGGGCUGGUACCCUGAGCCAAUUGGUCAGGAUUCCCAGGAAGAAUUGCAGGUUGGAGAACUCUGCAGUCCAGCUGACUCUCGGAGAAGCGGGUACUCUACAGCCUGGGGAGGUGGUCUUAGUUCCCACCUGAGCAUUAGAGCAUAGGUGGGAGGUAGGAAACGAGAUUGUUCCUACUCUGAUCCCUGCCCACACACACCCGGGCCAAUCCCAAACUUGGAGGGAUACAGGAAGCAGGGGGCCAGCUCACUCAUGCAGGGAACUGUGGAGUAGCUAGAGGAAUGAGGGACAGCUGGGUGGUGGGGUAGGAGGAUCUGGAAGAGCCGGCAGGCCAGGGGCUGGCUGGUGGAGCCAGUCUGAGGGCCUGGCUGCUGAUGUCACCAGUCUGUAGCUUGGGUUCCCAGGACCUCCCUGGGCAGGACAAGUCCCAGAACCAGGCCCAUGGGCAGUUUCACAGGGCUGAACCUGGCCUGGGCUGCACCAGAGCCUGGCAACCGGGGCCAAUGAGACAGAAGCAAGCAGCCUGAACUUGGGAACAGAGGGUCUGCUGGAUAGGGGUGUGGGCGGAUGGGGCAGCCUGCCCCAUUGUCCUCGGAGCUUCUCCACCCGGGCCAGUCUGGGAGGGAUCAGCAUGGUUUGGGGUCCCUCAGGCCUUCCAGCUUCAGCUGUGACAGACCCCCGACCCUGACCCCGCCCUCUCCGGAGCCCAGGCCCCACCCCGCCUCCAAUCGGUUCCUCAUUCCUCGAAAGGGGAAAGAGGGGUGCAGCCCAGCCUCAUUUCCUGCCCCUACCUCUAGACACUGCCCCCAGAGGUUGGGCCUCCUCCCUCAGAGGGAGAUGGAGCAACCUCGCUUCCCCCUUCUUACCAAUGGCUUGGCCCCGCCCUACCCCUCAUAAACCAGUUACUGGCCCGCCCCACACCUUCCACUCUUGCGGCGGUGUCUGUCCCGUUCCCAUCAGUCCCGACCUGUUCCACCCCGGCCGCGGGACUCAGAGAUGCCGUCGCCAACACCUCUAUCAGGCACAAUGGACAGUCCUCGUUCGGAUGUGGGCCGCUGGGGCGGGAACCCCUGGCAGCCCCCCAUCACACCUUCUCCAGAGCCAGAGCCAGAGCCGGAGCCAGACAGACGUUCACGCCGAGGGGGCCGUUCCUUCUGGGCUCGCUGCUGUGCCUGCUGCUCAUGCCGGAAUGCAGCAGAUGAUGACUGGGGGCCUGAGCACCGUGGGUCUGGCUCCAGGGGUCGAGGAUCCAGCUCUGGGGGUCGAAGACCUGACUCCCGGGGCACAGACUCCCGCCAGCCUGGCUCCCGGGGCAGUGCUGUGAAUGCAGCUGGAGAUGGCACCAUCCGAGAGGGUAUGCUGGUGGUGACCGGUGUGGAUCUCCUGAGUUCACGUUCGGACCAGAACCGCCGAGAGCACCACACGGAUGAAUUCGAGUACGAUGAGCUGAUUAUCCGCCGUGGGCAGGUUUUCCACAUGGUCCUCCUCCUGUCUCGACCCUAUGAGUCCUCCGAUCGUGUCACCCUGGAGCUGCUCAUCGGAAACAACCCCGAAGUGGGCAAGAGCACCCACGUGAUCAUCCCAGUGGGCAAGGGGAGCAGUGGAGGUUGGAAGGCCCAGGUGACGAAGUCCAGCGGGAAUAAUCUGAACCUACGGGUCCACACCUCCCCCAACGCCAUCAUCGGCAAGUUUCAAUUCACGGUCCGCACACACUCAGAGGCUGGCGAGUUCCAGUUGCCCUUUGACCCCCGAAAUGAAAUCUACAUCCUUUUCAAUCCCUGGUGCCCAGAGGACAUCGUGUACGUGGACCAUGAGGACUGGCGGCAGGAGUACGUGCUUAAUGAGUCUGGGAGAAUUUACUAUGGGACCGAAGCACAGAUUGGCGAGCGGACAUGGAACUACGGACAGUUUGACCAUGGGGUGCUGGAUGCCUGCCUAUACAUCCUGGACCGGCGGGGCAUGCCAUAUGGAGGCCGUGGGGACCCAGUCAGUGUCUCCCGGGUCAUCUCUGCCAUGGUGAACUCCUUGGAUGACAAUGGGGUCCUGAUUGGGAACUGGUCUGGCGAUUACUCCCGUGGCACCAAUCCAUCGGCGUGGGUGGGCAGUGUGGAGAUCCUACUCAGCUACCUACGUACCGGCUACUCUGUCCCCUAUGGCCAGUGCUGGGUCUUCGCCGGUGUGACUACCACAGUGCUACGCUGCCUGGGCCUGGCCACCCGCACUGUCACCAACUUCAACUCCGCACAUGACACAGACACAUCCCUCACCAUGGACAUCUACUUUGACGAGAACAUGAAGCCACUCGAGCACCUGAACCAUGAUUCCGUUUGGAACUUCCACGUGUGGAAUGACUGUUGGAUGAAGAGGCCAGAUCUGCCCUCAGGCUUCGACGGGUGGCAGGUUGUGGACGCCACACCCCAGGAGACCAGCAGCGGCAUCUUCUGCUGUGGCCCCUGCUCCGUGCAGUCCAUCAAGAACGGCCUGGUCUACAUGAAGUACGACACGCCCUUCAUUUUUGCCGAGGUGAACAGUGACAAGGUUUACUGGCAGCGGCAGGAUGACGGCAGCUUCAAGAUUGUGUACGUGGAGGAGAAGGCCAUUGGCACACUCAUCAUCACCAAGGCCAUUGGCUCCAACAUGCGGGAAGACAUCACCCACAUCUAUAAGCACCCAGAAGGCUCAGAUGCAGAGCGGAAGGCAGUGGAGACAGCGGCCGCCCAUGGCAGCAAACCCAAUGUGUACGCCUCCCGGGACUCGGCCGAGGAUGUGUCCGUGCAGGUGGAGGCACAGGACGCGGUGAUGGGCCAGGACCUGACGGUCAGUGUGGUGCUGACCAACCGCAGCAGCAGCCGCCGCACUGUGAAGCUGCACCUCUACCUCUCUGUUACCUUCUACACCGGCGUCACUGGGUCUGUCUUCAAGGAGAGCAAGAAGGAAGUGGUGCUGGCGCCAGGGGCCUCGGAGCGCGUGGCCAUGCCCGUGGCCUACAAGGAGUACCGGCCCCACCUCGUGGACCAGGGGGCCAUGCUGCUCAACGUCUCAGGCCACGUCAAGGAGAACGGGCAGGUGCUGGCCAAGCAGCACACCUUCCGUCUGCGCACCCCGGACCUCUCCCUCACGUUAUUGGGAGCAGCCGUGGUGGGCCAGGAGUGCGAGGUACAGAUUGUCUUCAAGAACCCCCUGCCUGUCACCCUUACCAAUGUUGUCUUCCGGCUCGAGGGCUCCGGGUUGCAGAGACCCAAGGUCCUCAAUGUUGGGGACAUUGGGGGCCACGAGACAGUGACGCUGCGCCAGACAUUCGUGCCAGUGCGACCAGGCCCCCGUCAGCUCAUCGCCAGCUUGGACAGCCCACAGCUCUCCCAAGUGCACGGGGUCAUCCAGGUGGACGUGGCUCCGGCCGCUGGAGGUGGGGGCUUCUCAGACGCUGGAGGCGACAGUCACUCAGGAGAGACCAUCCCUAUGGCAUCUCGAGGCGGGGCUUAGCCCUGGGCCAGGAGCAAUGGGACUGGAGUCAGACGAGCAAGGACACUGCCUCAAGACAGGGGACCGCAGCAGAGCUGCUUCCCGGGGGCUCAGGAGGGAGGACCUCACCUAGAGGGGGAGCUGACCUCUCUUGCACAGAUGCAAAUAAACUUUUUUAAUGAA